This is a messenger RNA of Ichthyophthirius multifiliis, 332 nucleotides long. Its product is annotated as protein kinase domain protein. NCBI's taxonomy places the organism in Eukaryota, Ciliophora, Oligohymenophorea, Hymenostomatida. Gene Ontology annotation, biological process: protein phosphorylation. Gene Ontology annotation, molecular function: protein kinase activity; ATP binding. The transcript has 2 exons. The record is from RefSeq and is a predicted model, not a curated record. The annotation marks the transcript as partial.
UUUCUUUUGUUGGUGUAUCAUAAAAUGAAAAUAAUUUUUAUGUUGUUACUGAAUUAUGUAAUGGUGGAUCUUUAUUUGAUUUAUUACAUUCUAAACAAAACAUAUUUUUACCAUGGCUAUAAAGAAUAAAAAUAUGUAAGGAUAUAGCUAAUGGAAUGUAAUAUUUGCAUUCAUUUAAUCCGCCUAUAAUUCAUAGAGAUUUAAAAUCAUUAAAUCUUUUAUUAGAUAUUCCAUAUUAAGAAGAUAUAUUUAACUACAAUAUAAAAAUUGCAGAUUUUGGAUUAUCAAGAGCAUAAUCUCAAAAUAUAAUGACAUCAGUUUUAGGAACAUUU